CUCGUCCGAUAGAUUACUCUUUCAUGGUUACUGGCCAUAGUUCAUUACAUCAGCUACCAGUCUUAGUUUUAUCGCAGACAUGGAAGAGGCAGACUACGUUAUCGUCGGCGGCGGUACGGCCGCCCUGGUGGUGGCCUGCCGACUGUCCGAGAAGCCAGACACACGCAUCGUCGUGCUGGAGCGCGGUGAAGAUGUAUCAAGUGACGCUCGCGUGCAGGAUUCACUGGCCUACGAGUCUCUGGUGGGCAGCGAGAUGGAUUGGAACCUCAAGGUGGCUCCGCAGGCCGGACUGAACGGUCGAGAAUUUAAUCAACCGGCCGGGAAGGCCCUGGGCGGGUCUUCGAUGAUCAAUGGUUGCGUCUUCCUGCCCCCGGCUGCUGCGGUUCUCAAUGCCUGGGACUCGCUGGGCAAUCCGGGCUGGAACUGGGACACGCUGGCGCCCUAUUUCCAAAGGGCGUAUACCUUGCAUCCCAGGACCGGGGUCCCUAAUCCAGCCGGCCCAAUCCAAGUGAGCUACCCAGUGUCAACGCAGAGGGAAGAUACCACCCUUCUUGAUGCAUGGAAGCAAGCAUUCGAGGAGCACGGCUAUACUUACGCCGACGAACUAGUGUCGGACGGGGCCACCAUCGGGACGCGGCCCUACACGGCCACUGUCGACCCCGUGUCCGGACAUCGCAGCAGCGCAGCGAGCGCAUACGGCGCUAUUCUUGCGUCUCGUGCCAACGUCCGCAUCGUCACCGGUGCCACAGUCACUCGCAUCCGGUUCGACUCCUCUGCCCCGAACGACAAUCCCACUGCCACGGGGGUUGAGGUCCAGACCGAAGCCGGGGGGACCAUUCUCUUCAAACCCACCCAAGAGGUGAUCAUGGCCGCCGGCGUGUUCAACACCCCCAAGAUCCUUGAACUGUCGGGGAUUGGGGAUCAGACUCGACUGCAACAGCUCGGCAUUCCACCCCUCAUCCACCUGCCCGGCGUGGGAGAGAACUUGACGAACCACGCCAUGAGCAUCCUGACGGCCCCUGUCAAGGCGCAUGCGGACAUGCAGGGUCUCACCCCGGGCAUGAAAGCUAACGCUCUCAUUCGCCUGGCGCCCGCGGACAUGCACGACAUCCUCGACCAGGCCCGCGAGAGCCCUGACCACCCGGCCAUCGCAGGGAUCCUGAACGACUCCAACCAGGCGUCCGCCUGCGUCCACUUCGCCAUCUACCCCGGCAAUCUCGCUGUUAUUGGCCUUUUCCCCUCCUUCCCCUUCUCCCGGGGCAGCGUCCACAUCCAGUCGGCGGACCCAGCCAGCAGCUCGCAGAUCGAUCCAAAGUAUCUGACCAACCCCUCUGACCACGAUUCGAUGAUCCGGCACGUUCAGCACCUGCAGGAGAUUCUGAGAUCCACUCAGCUUCUGCCCUUUGUCGACGCACCGCCGCCUCACGACCGAGAGGUCCUCGCCCAGCUGGUGCGCGAGGCCAUGGCCGUCCCAGUCGCCCAUCCGUGCGGUACCACCGCGAUGCUGCCCCGCGAGAAAGGCGGCGUGGUGGGGCCGGAUCUAAAGGUCUACGGCGUUAGUAAUGUUCGAGUGGUAGAUGCAAGUAUCUUCCCUCUUAUUCCCCAGGCGAAUCCCAUUAGUACUGUGUAUACGGUGGCAGAGCGGGCCGCCGAUUUGAUCCGAGCGUCUUGAU
This is a messenger RNA of Aspergillus steynii IBT 23096, 1673 nucleotides long. RefSeq names its product GMC family oxidoreductase. The transcript has a single exon. Lineage: Eukaryota; Fungi; Ascomycota; Eurotiomycetes; Eurotiales; Aspergillaceae. The record is from RefSeq and is a predicted model, not a curated record. Gene Ontology annotation, molecular function: flavin adenine dinucleotide binding; oxidoreductase activity, acting on CH-OH group of donors. The coding region runs from base 80 to 1672 and encodes 530 amino acids.